AUGAAAUAUGCCUUGUUGCUCGUGCACACGGUGGUGCAAGUGCUGGAUGCCUUGGACACUGCAGAGAGCCAGUGCGGGCAGCACCGCAGUAUCAGCGAGUGCCUUGCAUUUCGGCAUCAGCAUGGAUGUGUCUGGGAUGUGCCAGCCGAACACUGUGUGCCUGAGAUGCCCUGUGACCAGCGACCACGCGAGAGCUGCCACACCGAACUAACCACCGGAGGCUUUUCGGCUGGUUGGGAUGACACUCGCAACAAGUGCUUUUGGGAUGGCCGACAGUGUAGGUGGGCUGACGAAUGCUUCAUGCAGGAUGCUGAUAGCUGCAAGGCUGCCGGGUGCAUCUGGGGCCAGCACUGCACACCGGCGGAUAUGUCCAUAAAACCCGGGCCUGGGUUUUGCUUUGAGUCGUGCUCAGUUCCCAGGCUUGACCCUGGAUUCUUUGAAGAGUUCCCCGAACAAGUCGAGUCUGGGCCCCCUGUUGUGAAACGCACCCCAAAGGCCCCGAGGGCCCCGAGCGCGCCAGCGCAGAGAUUGAUGGGCAGCACGGGCAUCGUGUAUACAACGUCCGGUCCAGUGCAGGGCUUAGCUGGUGUUGGAGUGCAGACGUUUUUGGGCAUCCCCUUUGCGCAGCCUCCAGUUGGCAUCCUCCGUUGGGCAUCGCCUCAAAAGAUGCCGCAGUGGAGCCAUGUGUUUCAGGCCACAGCUUUUGGCCCUGCGUGCACACAGGCCUUCGACUACUAUGCUGCCGACCCCAGAAACUGCAAGGGCUACACGCGGGGAGAGUGUUACGGCUACACUGAGGACUGCUUGACGCUGAACGUGUGGACCCCGGCCACCACGGGGUCCAGAGCAGUCAUGGUCUGGAUCCAUGGCGGGUGCUACGUUAGCGGAUCUGCCUCGGACCCGGAGUACAACGGAUCUGCCCUGGCCGCGCAAGAGGAUGUCGUGGUUGUGUCCAUCCAAUAUCGGCUUGGGGUCUUUGGCUUCCUGGGCGAUGCCAUUCUGCGGUCGCGAGAUCCACGGGGCUCGACAGGCAACUACGGCCUCCUGGACACCGUCGCUGCGCUGGAGUGGGUGCAGGAGAACAUCGCCUCCUUUGGUGGGGACCCCAACAAGGUGACCAUCUUCGGAGAGUCCUCGGGAGCUGGUUCUGUCAGCUUGUUGCUGGGUGUGGAGGAGGCAUGGCCCUUCUACCAGCGAGGGAUCAUGGAGAGCGGCAGCGGCUCUUUCUGGACCUACGUGACGCUGAGCGGCGCACAUGCGAACUUCCAGAAGGUUGUCUCGACUUCGAAGUGCUCCAACGCUUCCACGAUCCUGUCUUGCAUCGUGUCGGCGAGCCAAACUGUGGUGGCAGAAGCAGUGGAGGCUGUACCCUGCAAGGACGCUUGCACCUGGGCUCCCGUGGUGGAUGGUGUGCUGGUAAGGGGGACACCUUUGGAACUGGCUCAGUCUGGCAGCCUUCGCCCGGACACGCCGAUCAUUGCUGGUUUCAAUCUGAAUGAUGGGGCCAUGUUUGUGGCGGGGUACCCUUUUGCUAUGGCGACCAUGUCGCAAGAAUCCAUGCAGUCGUACUACUCCAACCUCUAUGGAGAAGAACGUGUGCAAACUUUGGAUGGCAUAUUCCAGCCGCAAAAGUCCGGCAAAGCGUGGUGGAUGUCUGAAUACUUCAACGCAGCGCAAUCUUGCGAGACAGACUUCAGCUACUCGUGCACAGCACAGUGGCUGGCAACAUCCUCGGCUUUGCACGGAUCUCCUGCGUAUGUUUACAAGUUCUCAGAAACCAGCAGUAUGGGACUGGUCCUCCACGGUGAUGAGAUACCCUACAUCUUCGGAACUCUGGACUCAUAUGCUGGGCCAAAUGGGCCAAAGGCGCAAGUGUCACAGUGGAUGAUGAAAUAUUGGACAAACUUUGCCAAGUUUGGCAACCCCAAUGGAAAGAGUGCCGAGCUGGGGGUUGAGGGUUUGCCUCCCUGGCCAGCUUGGGACGCCCACGGGCCGAUGACAACUUUGCUGAACAUUAGCAGCACUCCGGCCGUUGUGUCUUUCGCCAACAAUUCGUGGCCUGGUUGCUCCUUCUUUCGCGAGCACUGGGACUUCUACUCCCUUUGCUUACCGCAGAACCCACGACAUGAAGGGGUGUCCAUGAUUGUUUGA
Molecule: messenger RNA, 2151 nt
Organism: Symbiodinium natans
Lineage: Eukaryota; Dinophyceae; Suessiales; Symbiodiniaceae
Source: the annotation of a GenBank genome assembly